ACAACACGUUGAACCUUAAAGCGCUUGGGAUGGACUUAUUGACAGAUAAUGACUUUAACGCUGUCAGAUAAUAUGACUUAAUUAAUACCACAGGUCUCUACACCAUGAAGGACCAAAAUGAUCUCAUGUUACUGCGUGUUGUAUUUUUUAUUUUUUAACUGCGUCGUGAGCGUUUGUGGUAGUUCUAAAAGCAACAUGUUGCACUAUUCAGGACUCGAUAUUAUUGGAUCCAGGGGUUGAGGGCGCGUUUCUUCUUUCGUGGAAUAAACAACAGUUGACUUUUAUGUAGAAAAAGAGGCACAACUACUUGUCAUGAUGAUACUGUGGACUUUACUUUUCUUCAUCCCGGUGAGCGCACCCUUUCCUCAUCCAACCGAAAUGUCUAAACACAAAAGUCCAGCUGCCAUGAGCCGCUGCUCCAGACGAGCUUGUAACCCUCGCAUGGGCAACCUGGCCCAGGGUAGACUACUGAGCACCCUGUCGGUUUGCGGAUCCAACUCCUCGGAGCCCUUCUGCUUCUACAAAGAGACGUCUGCCCCCCGCAGCAGGGGGUCCUGCCGGGCUGCAAAGUGUAGUCAGUGCAACUCUGCUGUCCCCAGCCAGGCGCACCCUCCCUCCGCCAUGAAUGACUCCCCCUUCCGAAACCCUGACUCUUGGUGGCAGUCUGCAGAGGCGGUGAAGGAGGAGACGCUCCAGCUCGACCUGGAGACGGAGUUCCUCCUCACUCACCUAAUCCUGGUGUUCCGCUCCCCCCGACCUGCUGCCAUGGUGUUGGAGCGCUCCCAGGACUAUGGGCACACAUGGAAGACCCUCAGGUAUUUUGCCAGGGACUGUGUGGAGGUGUUUGGGCUGGCUGAGGGCUCGCCUGCUUUGGAGAGUGGAGCAACCUGCACCUCAAAGUAUUCAGGAGCUUCCCCUUGUACCAGAGGAGAGGUGAUCUAUCGAGCGUUGUCACCCUGGCACUCAGUGGAUCCAUAUGGACCAGCAGCCCAGAACCAGCUCAUGAUCACCAACCUGAGAGUGCGUCUGCUGCAGCAGCAGCCGUGUCCCUGCCAGGCGAAACAUCCUGACGCUGCCGCCCUCCCCACACAACAUUAUGCCAUGUAUGAUUUUAUUGUGAAAGGCAGCUGCCUUUGUAAUGGACAUGCUGAACACUGUGUGCCAGCCAGUGGCUACAAACCCAGUCUACAGAAAACAAACAACAUGGUUCAUGGUAAGUGUGUCUGCAGACAUAACACGGCCGGUGACCACUGCGAGCGCUGUGCUCCUUUCUACAAUGACAGACCCUGGCAGUCUGCCAACGGCAUCACAGGGACGCCGCAUGAGUGCCAGAAGUGCAAAUGUAACGGUCACGCCAAGAGCUGCCACUUCUGUCGUGGACUGUGGCUCGCAUCUGGACGGCGGAGUGGAGGUGUGUGUGAUGACUGCCGCCACAACACAGAGGGCCGUCACUGUCAGUACUGUAGGAAAGGCUUCUUCAGAGACCCUAGCCGACCCAAAACUGCCCCUGACUCCUGCACAUCCUGUUCCUGCCACCUUGUAGGCUCAGUCCUCUCAGGUGGUCGCCCUCUCUGUAACCCCAGCAGCGGGGAGUGCACUUGUAAGCCAGGUGUAGGAGGCCCCCGCUGUGACAGCUGCAUGCUGGGAUACUGGGGGCUUCAUGAAUACGGCUGCCGUCCAUGUGACUGCACAGGGGAGUGUGACCCUUACACCGGCGACUGUAUAUCUGGCUCGGUUGAGGAAGUCUUCUAUACAGCCGUUGGCCACAUGGGACACAGCAGCAAUAAUAGUGAGACGGCACCCUUUAGGGUAGAGGAGCUUUUCUCUGCACUGCACCACUCUGAGAAAUGUGAGUGUGUGGAGGUUGCUCUUGGCAGCCCUAAACUCUUCUGUGCUGCAGAGUAUGACUAUGUGCUGCUGGUGAGGGUGAUGUCAGCUCACGAUAAAGGCUCCCAUGCAGAGGUGGAGGUCAAGGUCAAAAAAGUAUUUUUCCAGAACCCACAGUUAAAGAUUCAGAGAGGAACUGUCACUCUCUACCCAGAGUCCUGGACCGCACAGGGCUGUACCUGCCCCAUCCUCAACCCAGGAUCUGAGUACCUGGUGGCUGGUCACGGGGACUGGAGGAGCAGCCAGCUGAUGGUCAACACAAAGAGUCUGGUUAAAGCCUGGAAGUCCAGUCUGGGACCCAAAAUCCUCCACAUCCUCAGAGCAGACUGUGGCCAGCGCUAAGAAGUGCAAAGAAAAAUUAGGCAAAGAGCCAGAGAAACAGAACGAACAGAGGGACUAUUUGAAUAUUGUUGGACGCUAACAUGAAAGAUAAAUCAGGUGCCUGCUGCGGGAACUCUACAAAGGGAACUUUACACUCCAAAGAGACAGCACUACAAAGCAAUGGUUGUUGAUAUGUGGUAGAAAUGAGCACAAACAGUUAGCAGAAUCCUCUAAAGGACGACUAGUAACUUAAGGAUCAAUGAAAACAAGUUACAGAACUUUAAUCAGGACAAAAACAAACUUUAUCUUGUCACCAUCUUAUUCCUGUUGCUGUCUGCUGCAGCUCAUGAUUCCAGGUUAUUUAUGAAACAAUAAGGAAUGCAUAUUAAACACUCAAUUAUGUUUUAUUUGCUAGCCGUCAGAGUUGAUGAGCGGAGUACAGCCAAGGCCUACUGUAUCUAUUUCACUGAAGGUUGUUUACUCUGGAAUCCUGCGAAUCAUUCUAGUCUUUUCACAGAUAUCGAAGAUAACUCAUGAAUGACACAAAGUCAGAAUGUGGGCAAGUGUGUGUGUGUGUGUAUGCUUCAUGUCCUUGGCAGAGAGUGUGGGAUUGUGCAGGUCAGAACAAGAAAGCCCUGGAUGAGAGUAGAGGAUGAAAAAAAAAAAAAAAACAUUAAAGGAAUCAGGAGAAAUAAUCUGAGCUGCUCCGCUCUGCUCCAGGACCCUGGAACGCCUGCUGUCUGACGAGAGUAAAACACACUUUCUGGAGUGUCUGAAGUACACACGAGCAGCUUAAACACUCAGGAUUGACUGUUCUCUUAGGGCUCGGGCAGUUACAAGAGUGGAUCAUUGUCAGCGUUGUCAGACUUGUUUUGUGAGGAUUUUCUGCCGUCCUCAUUUGACCUACUUCCAAGGAUUCAGAAGACACGGCCUCUCGGAAACCCAGUGGGAAAAGAACAUACACUCUGAACAUAUGCUUCUCUCUCUGGCCAGUGACUCCUGAUGCCCCGAAAAUAAAUAUGUAUUAAAAGCCCGGAUACUCAUUGACAUCAUAGAUCAGAUACAGCAACCGCAGGCCAAUUUUGAGCCGGGUCCAGUUAAGAAUAGUCCGAGUCCACUGUCUCCAAGGACAAGGAGAAACUCUGCGAGGAGACAUGAUGCAUUCCUCAACUGUGACAUCACCGGCCAUGUCCUUGUCCCAAAGACUUUACUAAAAGAAGAGAGAAUGGGCUGGAAUUUGAUCUUUUAAAGGACAAAGUGGUGAUUAAGGGAGCUGAUGCAUGAUGCUGUCUCUGUGAUAUGUAAUGCCAUUCCUGUGAGUCAUGUAUGUUCUUUUUUUAAAAUCUAAACCACUUUAACUAAAUGUCAGCGUGCUCACUCUUAAUGCUG
Molecule: messenger RNA, 3597 nt
Organism: Labrus bergylta (ballan wrasse)
Lineage: Eukaryota; Metazoa; Chordata; Actinopteri; Labriformes; Labridae
Product: netrin-4-like
Biological process (GO): tissue development; animal organ morphogenesis; substrate adhesion-dependent cell spreading
Cellular component (GO): laminin trimer
Molecular function (GO): protein binding
Source: RefSeq, a predicted model, not a curated record